AUGGACAUAUUCGAUAUUAUCCAACUGAGUAAGAUCCCUCUGACUCUAGAUAGAUCUGUGUUUUUUACAUCUUUGCACUUUUGGUCUCCUACAACCAACUCACUGCACUUGCACUGUGGGAUGAUGUUUCCUACCAUUCAUGAUGUAUGCUUUCUAACUGGUCUCAAACCUGGAGGAGAUGAUAUCAAUUACCUCCUUCAGGACUCUGAGAUGACAUUUAAUUUUCCUGAACAAGAAGGAUCCAAACCAUUCGUUCAAUCUCACAGCCCCUUCUUGAAAGAAAUGCUUGGUAACUUUGGGACUGAAGUAGAUAAACAAGAACACAUAGGAUUUUUAUUGUUGUGGUUGUGUAGACAUCUGUUAUGUGCCCCUGCCAUUCAGAUUACCAAGGACCUUACCCAACUGGCUAUUGCUCUGUCCAAAUGUAAAGCCAUGGCUUUGGCGCCAUUUCUCUUGGUGUCAUUAUACCGAGGGAUAUCAGACCUCAUUGUAUCAAACUUUUCAAGGUCUGGAGGACCAUUUUGGCUUUAUCAAUUCUGGCUACAUGCUUACUUCCCUGAAUUGUCACCCACUAUUCAACUUGCAGCAAGUGAUCCCUUGAUAUCUUUUGGUUAUGCCAGAGCCAAGCCCAAAGAUCAAUCCUUCUUGGAUUAUUUUUGUUUUUUCUAUCAUCAAUGUACCAUCCAAACCAGUGCUCAAUUCCUUCCUUUUGUGAACUGUCGAUUAGCCCCCUCUUGGCUAUUUCCUCCUACAGCCGAGUCUUCCAUUGAGCAAGUAGAAGCAUAUAAAAAUUCAUGGGGUCACUUUUUAAUUGCAAGAGACAUUUCCUGCAAUACUGUUGUUUCUUAUAUUGCCAAAAGCAAAAAUGGGGUAGAGUUCUAUAACCCAUCACAAUUGGCCAGAUAA
Molecule: messenger RNA, 906 nt
Organism: Cornus florida
Lineage: Eukaryota; Viridiplantae; Streptophyta; Magnoliopsida; Cornales; Cornaceae
Exons: 1
Coding region: 1-906 (301 amino acids)
Source: RefSeq, a predicted model, not a curated record